Molecule: messenger RNA, 6644 nt
Organism: Oreochromis niloticus (Nile tilapia)
Lineage: Eukaryota; Metazoa; Chordata; Actinopteri; Cichliformes; Cichlidae
Gene: col11a2
Product: collagen, type XI, alpha 2
Exons: 65
Coding region: 407-6583 (2058 amino acids)
Biological process (GO): extracellular matrix organization
Molecular function (GO): extracellular matrix structural constituent conferring tensile strength
Source: RefSeq, a predicted model, not a curated record
ACAACCGCUCUCACUCUUCGUGGGAGAAAGUAAAGAAGGAGAGAGGGAAAGAGAGAGAAGGGAGAGAGAGCGUGAUUCCAGGUCUCUCUCUGCUCUCUCCACUUUGGGUACUCGUACCCAAUCUGACUCAAUGGGGCUUCAGUGCUAGGGAUUAAACUUCAAUAUAAAAUAUAUUUAUUCACCCCAAACCAAUUUUAGUGUUUAGGUUUGGUGCAUUAAUAUAGGUAACUCAUUAAGGAAGGGUUCCGGAAAAAGGUAAAGACGUCUCCAGAGGCGUGCCUUUUUGUCUGUUUCCUCACAGAAGGGUCAGUCGGGUUCCUCUCGUCGGCUGGCUUUCUGAGAGAGGAUAACUUCCCCCAUAUCCCACAUUUACAGCUGACCCAGGCCGGAGAACUACUGCAACACUAUGGAUAUUGGAGCUUGUCCCUUCCGGAAGAAACGGAGACCAUGGCGCAUGGACUUCUCCUCCUUCGCCUUGGUAACCGUGGCGCUCGCCGUGUGCCAAACAGCUGUGGUUCGAGCAGACCCGGUCGAUGUGUUACGGGCUCUGCAGGUUCCCUCUCUCCCUGAGGGUGUGAAGAAGGUCCCUGGCUUCUGCACAUCCCGUCGCUCCAGCAGCCCCGAUCAUGCUUUCCGCAUCACCAAGAAGGCCCAGAUCUCCGCCCCCACCAAGCAGCUCUUCUCAGGUCGUUUCCCGGAGAAUUUCUCCGUCAUGGCUCUGGUUAAAGCCCAGGCUGGUCUCCAGGCCUUCCUCCUCUCCAUCUACAGCGAGCAGGGCGUCCAGCAGCUGGGUAUCGAACUGGGACGUUCACCUGUUUUCCUCUACGAGGACCAGAGCGGCAAGCCAGCCCCCGAGGACUACCCACUCUUCAAAGGCGUCAACCUGGCUGAUGGCAAGUGGCAUCGCAUUGCUUUCUCUGUUUCCAAGAAGAACGUGACACUGCUGCUGGACUGCAAGAAGAAGAUGACCCGCCCUCUGCCCAGGGGCAACAAGGCAGUGGUUGACACCAAUGGCAUCACAGUGUUUGGAGCCCGCCUGCUGGACGAGGAGGUGUUCCAGGGAGACAUCCAGCAGCUGCUGAUUGCCUCCAACCCUCAAGCUGCUUAUGACUUCUGUGAACACUACAGCCCAGACUGUGACUCCCCUCUGCCCAAAACCCAGGCUCAGGACCCCAACACAUACAAGGCAGUCACUGAAAAAGCAGCAUCUGCUAAACCCACACUUGUAAAAACCAAGCCCACUCCAGCUAAGCCCGUCAAGUCUGGAUCAUAUAAACUCGUCAUCAAGCCGCCUAUGCCCACCAAAGCUUCCAAGUCCUCCAAAGCAAAGCCCACUGCAGCAGAUGUCCUCCUCUCUAAAAUCAAACCAACCAAAUCUAAGCCCACAGCUGCCCCAGCAAAGAAUGGCAACGGUAAAACUGGGGCUGUGAAGAAAGCAAAUGGUAAUGCAAAAGCUACAACUGGAGCCAAACCAACACCUCAGGUCAAAGUAAAUGGAAAUGGCAAUGGCAAGGUUGUAGCUGAGAAGAAAGCUCCUGUUACCUCGAAAGCUAACAGCAAUGGAAAAGCCACAACAGAGAAGAAAGCCAAUGGAAACGGCAAAACGGCCACUGAUGUUAAAGCAAAAGGUAACGGCAAUGGUGGGGCUAAGGCUAAUGGCAACCACAAAACUACAACAAAAAUUCAAACAACUGUGGUCAAAGCCACCAAGGCUCCUAAACCCACCAAAGCAUCAAAACCAGGACCUACAAAAUCUGCAGCCACUAAAGCUCCAAAAGUAAAAACCCAAAGCAAGACAGACGGUAAAGCCGUGACCAAAGUCCCCCCGGUGAGCAAACGGGUGAAUAACUUCGUCAGGGAUUCCCCCCCAACGAAGUCAGGUGCAACAUCUGCCCCAGUCCGACCGACUCCACCCAGACCCACAAGAGUCAACAAAGUACCGGAUAUAAAAUCGCUCCACAAACCUUUCCCACCGUUUGGCAACACAGCGCUGAGUGGAACUGGAGUCCCACCGAAGAAAGUUACCAACCGUUAUCAGCAGGAUGUAGACACUGAAUAUUCUGAGGCUGGCCACACCCCUACAGAGACUGAUUAUUACUAUGAGGAGACCUUCACACAGCCAGAGGGUGAGGUGGUUGGACAAGAAGAAAACGCUGUACAGCCUCAGGUGGAACCAGCACUGGUGGGAGAAGAGGUAGACGCCGCCAAGGCGGGUGGUACUGGAGAAGAGCUCUUCACCGAGGAGUAUGAGACUGGGGACGUGGGCCUUAAGGAGUACGACUAUAACUACAGGGACUACAAUGAACCAUCACCAGAGGCUGCAGAGGUUGAUGGCAACAUUGGCCCCGCCCUGUCCGCUGUGACAGACGAGGGAGGCGCUGCUGUUAGAGGCCAGAAAGGAGAGAAAGGCGAGCCCGCUGUCUUGGAGCCUGGAAUGCUGAUUGAAGGACCUCCAGGACCUGAGGGACCUGCUGGCCCCAGUGGACCCCCUGGAUCCUCUGGACCUCCUGGUUCUGCCGGUGACCCCGGAGAGAGGGGCCCUCCUGGUAGGCCUGGUCUUCCUGGAGCUGAUGGAGUUCCUGGACCUCCUGGAACUUCACUCAUGCUGCCUUUCCGCUUCGGGCAGAGUGGAGGAGACAAGGGGCCGGUCGUUUCUGCACAGGAGGCUCAGGCUGCAGCCAUCUUAUCCCAAGCCAGGAUGGCUCUGAAGGGGCCUCCUGGACCAAUGGGAUUCACCGGACGCCCCGGACCCCUGGGAAGUCCAGGAAGUCCUGGUUUGAAGGGAGAGCUUGGAGACCCCGGUCCUCAGGGUCCCAGGGGUCCCCACGGUUUGAUGGGCCCUCCAGGCAAAGCAGGAAGAAGAGGCCGUGCUGGAGCUGAUGGUGCCAGAGGAAUGCCAGGAGAGCCUGGAGCUAAGGGCGACCGUGGUUUCGAUGGUCUUCCUGGUCUGCCUGGUGAUAAAGGACACAGGGGUGACUCUGGACCAAUGGGACCACCAGGGGGCACAGGAGAGGACGGAGAGCGGGGAGAUGAUGGAGACGUUGGACCCAGGGGUCUCCCAGGUGAACCAGGACCUCGUGGUUUGCUCGGACCCAAAGGUCCUCCAGGAAUCCCCGGACCUCCUGGUGUUCGAGGAAACGAUGGACCCCACGGUCCCAAAGGAAGCUUGGGUCCCCAAGGUGAGCCAGGACCUCCAGGUCAGCAGGGAACCCCAGGAACUCAGGGAAUGCCGGGACCUCAGGGGGCCAUCGGACCCCCAGGAGAGAAAGGUCCCACAGGAAAACCAGGUCUCCCAGGAAUGCCUGGAGCUGAUGGGCCUCCUGGUCACCCAGGAAAGGAGGGGCCUCCUGGCACCAAGGGGAACCAGGGUCCUAACGGUCCUCAGGGAGCUAUCGGCUAUCCUGGUCCUCGGGGCGUCAAGGGAGAACAAGGCAUCCGCGGCCUGAAAGGCCACAAAGGAGAAAAGGGAGAAGACGGCUUCCCGGGAAUUAAAGGAGAUUUCGGUGUAAAGGGAGAAAGGGGAGAGAUUGGAGUAUCAGGGCCCAGAGGAGAGGACGGUCCGGAGGGGCCAAAGGGUCGUGUUGGACCCCCCGGUGAGGUUGGAGCUAUUGGACUGAUUGGUGAGAAGGGUAAACUCGGUGUACCUGGAGUUCCCGGAUAUCCUGGAAGACAAGGACCAAAGGGAUCUCUUGGAUUCCCAGGAUUCCCUGGUUCAAACGGCGAGAAGGGAACAAGGGGUCCUUCUGGCAAACCAGGUCCGAGAGGACAGAGAGGCCCGACGGGCCCCCGAGGGCAGAGAGGGCCGAGGGGGGCCACGGGGAAGCCAGGAGCAAAGGGAACCUCAGGAAGUGAUGGACCUCAUGGUCCUCCUGGAGAGAGGGGAUUGCCAGGACCUCAGGGAGCCAAUGGUUUCCCCGGACCAAAGGGACCUCCUGGACCACCAGGAAAGGAUGGGCUGCCAGGACAUCCCGGACAGAGAGGAGAAGUUGGUUUCCAAGGUAAAAUGGGUCCACCUGGGCCUCCUGGAGUUGUUGGACCUCAGGGCCCAUCAGGAGAGACCGGCCCCAUGGGUGAGCGUGGCCAUCCCGGACCUCUAGGUCCACCUGGCGAGCAGGGGCUUCCUGGUCCUUCAGGGAAAGAGGGCACCAAGGGGGACCCUGGACCCCCAGGACGCCCUGGAAAAGAUGGUCCUGCAGGACUGAGAGGCUUCCCAGGAGAGAGAGGACUUCCUGGAACCCCUGGUGGUGGAGGACUGAAGGGAGGCGAAGGACCUGCUGGACCUCCUGGACCUGCUGGGUCUCCUGGUGAGCGGGGCCCAGCUGGUACUGCUGGACCCAUUGGACCUCCUGGCAGACCAGGCCCUCAGGGCCCACCUGGACCAGCUGGAGAGAAGGGAGUCCCUGGUGAGAAAGGGCCCAUUGGCCCAGCAGGUCGGGACGGAGUGCAGGGUCCCGUGGGUCUGCCCGGCCCUGCUGGAACAGCUGGAGUUCCCGGCGAGGACGGAGACAAGGGUGAGGUUGGAGAGCCCGGUCAGAAGGGCGCCAAAGGAGGCAAAGGCGAGCAUGGUCCUCCUGGUCCACCCGGGCCGCUCGGUCCUGUAGGUCAGCCUGGUCCAGCUGGUGCUGAUGGAGAUCUUGGACCGAGGGGGCAGCAGGGUCCUUUCGGAGCUAAAGGUGACGAGGGAACUCGAGGCUUCCCAGGAGCACCAGGUCCCAUCGGACUCCAGGGAUUGCCAGGACCAUCCGGAGAGAAAGGAGAGACGGGAGAUGUUGGACCUAUGGGUCCUCCAGGCCCUCCAGGACCCCGUGGCCCUGCUGGACCCAGCGGAGCUGACGGUCCUCAAGGUCCUCCUGGUGGUAUUGGUAAUCCUGGACCUGUUGGAGAGAAGGGAGAGCCCGGUGAGGCCGGACCACCUGGAAUCGUAGGAGAGCCUGGAAAGAAGGGUCCUCGUGGAGAGCGCGGAGAGAAGGGAGAGGCGGGCCAACCUGGAACUGCUGGACCUGCCGGAGGACGAGGAGGACCAGGAGACGACGGGCCCAAAGGAAACCCAGGUCCUGUUGGUUUCCCUGGUGAUCCCGGCCCCCCUGGUGAGGUUGGGCCCAGAGGUCAGGAUGGUGCCAAGGGAGAGAGAGGAGAGGACGGAGAAGCAGGAGAAGCUGGCACCCCCGGACCUCCUGGUGAGAACGGACCUCCUGGCCCCCCAGGAAAGAGGGGUCCUGCUGGUGCAAGAGGAGCAGAGGGGCGUCAGGGAGAGAAGGGAACCAAGGGAGAUCCAGGUGCAGUCGGUCCCCCAGGAAAGACGGGUCCUGUGGGCCCUCAGGGUCAACCAGGAAAACCAGGAACCGAAGGUCUUCGAGGACUCCCGGGAUCAGUGGGCGAGCAAGGAUUACCAGGAGCUGCUGGAGAGAAAGGACCACCUGGACCUUUGGGACCGCCUGGUUUGCCCGGGCUGCGUGGAGACCCCGGAGCCAAGGGAGAGAAGGGACACCAAGGUCUUAUCGGUCUCAUCGGACCUCCGGGAGAGCAGGGAGAGAAGGGAGACCGAGGCCUUCCUGGGCCUCAGGGAUCCUCUGGACCCAAAGGAGAGACCGGACUUCCUGGAGGCACCGGACCCCUCGGCCCUGCUGGUCCUCCUGGUCUUCCUGGUCCUCAAGGUAUCAAAGGAGCUAAGGGUGCAUCUGGAGGAGCUGGACCAAAGGGAGAAAAAGGAGUACAGGGACCUCCUGGACCUCCUGGCCCACCUGGUGAGGUCAUUCAGCCGCUGCCCAUCCAGAGGAGUCCCAAGUCCAAACGCUCCAUCGAUGCCAGCCAGCUGGCACCGGAGUUUGACCCUGACAUGCCGGCAUCUGACACCGCCGGCACCGAGUUCCUGAUGGGCAGCGAAGGCAUGGAGGAGAUCUUUGGCUCUCUCAACUCCCUCCGUCAAGAGAUCGAGACGAUGCGUUUCCCUCUGGGCACUCAGGACAGCCCCGCGCGCACCUGCCAGGACCUGAACCUCAGCCAGCCGGACCUCAAAGACGGUGAGUACUGGAUCGACCCCAAUCAGGGCUGCUCCAGAGACUCCUUCAAGGUCUUCUGUAAUUUUACUACUGGAGAGACGUGUUUGUACCCGAGCAAGGACGUCAACACGGUGGAGAUGAGCUCCUGGGACAAAGAGACUCCAGGAUCGUGGUACAGUCAGUUUUCCACUGGUAGUAAGUUCUCCUACGUCGACUCUAACGGUGAGCCCGUGGGCGUGGUCCAGCUGGGCUUCCUGCGCCUCCUGAGCGUCCAGGCCCGUCAGAACCUCACCUACCACUGCCACCGCUCCGUGGCCUGGGCCGACCAAAGCGCCAAGAACAACUACCAAAGGGCGCUGCACUUCCUGGGUGCCAACGACGAGGAGCUGAGCUAUGAGACCAACCCCUACAUCAAAGCCUUGAUCGAUGGCUGCUCUUAUCGUAAGGGCUUCGACAGGACGGUCCUGGAGAUCAGCACGCCACAGCUGGAGCAUCUUCCUCUGCGGGAUAUCAAGGUGUCAGACUUUGGGGAGAAAAACCAGCAGUUUGGUUUUGAAGUGGGACCUGUUUGUUUCCAAGCCUAAGAACACAAACACACACAAUACACGCAAACACACACACACUUAGAGACACACUUAUAUAUGA